Racocetra persica is the source of this 136-nucleotide messenger RNA. The record is from the annotation of a GenBank genome assembly. NCBI's taxonomy places the organism in Eukaryota, Fungi, Glomeromycota, Glomeromycetes, Diversisporales, Gigasporaceae.
AUGCCCAAGUCACUUGACACCGGAGGAUAUCUCGAAAUUAUACUUUUACCAACAUUCAGAAGUGAAAUGGAUCAAUUUGUACAAAUGGGAUACCUUCUGUCAUAUUUUCUUGACAUGAAAGGAACUUUGAGUGCUG